Oncorhynchus gorbuscha (pink salmon) is the source of this 2733-nucleotide messenger RNA. Its product is annotated as chemerin-like receptor 2. Lineage: Eukaryota; Metazoa; Chordata; Actinopteri; Salmoniformes; Salmonidae. The record is from RefSeq and is a predicted model, not a curated record. The coding region runs from base 443 to 1552 and encodes 369 amino acids. The transcript has 3 exons. Gene Ontology annotation, molecular function: G protein-coupled receptor activity; complement receptor activity. Gene Ontology annotation, biological process: positive regulation of cytosolic calcium ion concentration; phospholipase C-activating G protein-coupled receptor signaling pathway; complement receptor mediated signaling pathway. Gene Ontology annotation, cellular component: plasma membrane.
GACGCGCCUACUGAACGACAACACAACUCCUCCAAUAUGUAUUACGGCGUAACGGGUUUAUGCACAGCAUAGACUAACGAACAUACCCGAACAGGAACAAUACCCAAACUCCAGUGAUAAAAUAGGGAUGGAGUUUGGAAUUUCAAUGAAACAUAUCACCGAAUGAGACAAAUGGUAAAGUAUUGGCAGUUGCUGUAGCCUUACUACGUUUACGCCGUUGAACUUCUAAAAGUUUUGAUUUUGGGUGAUUCCAACUCGGAGAGGAUUGGCAGGACAUAGUAACUUUCAGCGACUGGAAGGAUAAGGACCAACCCAGCUGUAUUUUACAAUCUCUGUUCUGAAACAACUGGAGGAACUGUGACCGGGAUAAAUACAAGGACAUUUGUGUCAAAGAAGUGCAAGGGCUUUCAGGUGAAUAAUCUAUGAGGACCUCUGCUUACACAUGGUAGGUAGUGUUGCAGCAAUGGAAAAAUCCAUGGAGGACUACGACAAUUACACAUACGAUUAUCUGGAGUACGGAGACUUCGAUGAAGAAAAAGCCCCAGACGGAUACUCCCAGAAGGAGGCUAUGCACAUCAUAUCAGUCGUCAUGUAUAGUAUUUCAUUUGUGCUCGGCGUCACUGGAAAUGGAACAGUCAUAUGGGUGUUGGCAUUUAAAAGCAAACGGACAGUGAACAGUGUCUGGUUGCUGAACAUGGCUAUAGCAGAUUUAGUGUUUGUGCUAUUUUUACCCUUCUCUAUCGACUACGUCCUUCGAGACUUCCACUGGGGCUUUGGCCUGGUCAUGUGUAAGCUAAACUCCUUUGUGUCUGUGAUGAACAUGUAUGCCAGUGUGCUCUUUCUCACAAUGCUCAGUCUAGACAGGUAUGUCUCAUUGAUUCACCUUAGCUGGUCUCAGAGGUGUCGCAGUGUAUGGCGAGCCUGGAUCGUAUGUGGCUCUGUGUGGGGGGUGUCUGCUCUACUGAGCCUCCCUACCCUGAUAUUCCGUGACACUGUGAGUUACCGUGACCGGGUGAUGUGCUUCAACAACUUUAAUGUCCAGGAUAGACAUACAGCUGCUGUGAGACACAUUACGAUGGUGGUCAUCCGUACAGCAGUGUGCUUCUUACUGCCCUUCAGUGCUGUCUGUGUGACUGGAAUUCUCCUGGCAAUCAAAGUCCACCAGUCUGACGAUUCUGUGAGCCUGUCUAGCUUUUCUAAGACAGUUUCAGCUGUCAUUCUGGCCUUCUUUUUGUGCUGGGCACCAUUCCAUAUCUUUAGUUUAAUGGAGCUUUCCUUCAACUCAUCACUGUACCUACAUGCUGUUCUGAAGACAGGCUUUCCUCUUGCUACGAGCUUAGCCUAUUUCAACAGCUGCGUCAACCCCUUCAUCUACGUGCUGGUGGGUAAGAAGGUUCGCCAGCUCCUGAAACGCUCGUGUCUGGACAUCACAAAGAGUUCUCUGCGGGAGCUCAACCAGUCCAUCUCUGCAACUGAAUUGGUGUCUGUAGCUGACAUAAGAGCCCCAUACAUCAGUGCACCACAGGAUCCCACAGAAUCAUCAACUGUUUGAUUAUACUGAUCUGAUCCCACAGUUACCUAUAGCAGAAACCGGCAGAAACUGCCAUUUAAUAAUAUAUGCCAUUUAGCAGACGCUUUUAUCCAAAGCGACUUACAGUCAUGUGUGCAUACAUUCUAUGUAUGGGUGGACCCGGGGAUCGAACCCACUACCCUGGCGUUACAAGCGCCAUGCUCUACCAACUGAGCUACAGGCUGACCUAAAAGAACCAGCCUGACCAUUCUUUUAGUCCAAACGUGACUUAUUUUAUAUUUUACUUAGUGCAACAUUUGUGCUAGUUGUUUGAGUUGGAUACGUCCAAGUAGCAAUUACUUUGAGUGCCAAGAUCUGUUUGAGUGCCAAGGUCUGUUUGAGUGCCCUCAUAGGAAAACUUGAGUAAAGACAUACGCUAAAAGCACAGGGGAAAAGAAGCAACUUUAUUUAAUGAUUUUAAAAAGAAGUAUCUGAUCCUAUUUACCCCGAAGACUAAUAGGAAAGGAGGCCACCCUUCCCCACUGUCUCUGGAAAAGACUGUCUCUGGAACAGACUGUCUCUGGAACAGACUGUCUCUGGAACAGACUGCCUCUGGAACAGACUGCCUCUGGAACAGACUGCCUCUGGAACAGACUGUCUUUGGAACAGACUGUCUCUGGAACAGACUGCCUCUGGAACAGACUGUCUCUGGAACAGACUGCCUCUGGAACAGACUGUCUCUGGAACAGACUGUCUCUGGAACAGACUGCCUCUGGAACAGACUGCCUCUGGAACAGACUGUCUCUGGAACAGACUGUCUCUGGAACAGACUGCCUCUGGAACAGACUGCCUCUGGAACAGACUGUCUCUGGAACAGACUGUCUCUGGAACAGACUGCCUCUGGAACAGACUGUCUCUGGAACAGACUGCCUCUGGAACAGACUGCCUCUGGAACAGACUGCCUCUGGAACAGACUGCUUCUGGAACAUACUGUCUCUGGAACAUACUGUCUCUGGAACAGACUGUCUCUGGAACAGGAAUGAUUAGAAACAGACUGUCUCUGGAACAGGAAUGAUUAGAAACAGACUGUCUCUGGAACAGACUGUCUCUGGAACAGGAAUGAUUAGAAACAGACUGCCUCUGGAACAGGAAUGAUUAGAAACAGACUGUCUCUGGAACAGGAAUGAUUAGAAACAGACUGUCUCUGGAACAGACUGCCUCUG